Messenger RNA from Nicotiana tabacum (common tobacco), 2283 nucleotides. The record is from RefSeq and is a predicted model, not a curated record. Lineage: Eukaryota; Viridiplantae; Streptophyta; Magnoliopsida; Solanales; Solanaceae.
CAGGAAAAAACAGUACAUGCUUCUUGCCCUCGUUUGCAUUUCCAGUAGGGGAAGCUGGUGGCACCGAACGGUAAAAAACCAACUGCUACAUCGCUGCCAUCCCAAAAAUCUCCCUUUCCAUUCUUACACUCUUCCUUUUACCCAAAAACUCAAACCCCAUUUCAUAUUACCAUCCCUUACUGCAUUUUCACAAACCCCAAAUUAAUUUCUUGGCCUUUCUUUAACACCCUACAAUUCAAUGUCCACCUCUUCUCAGGUUCAGGUUGGAUUUUUGGUGCCUGUAAGUGAUUAUUUGGAAGAGGAUGAGAAAAAUUCCAUACCUAAGAUUCCACUUUCAGAAGGGCUUAAUUGGGUGGGCCGCGAUUGCAUUCCAGUUACUGAUAAACGGCUGAGUCGCAAGCAUCUUACUGUCACUGCCACCUCCACUGGCUCCGCUGAUGUCCUCGUGGAAGGAACGAACCCUGUUGUCAUAAGAUUAAAGGGUGAGAGAAAGAAGCUUUUGUCUGGAGAGAGGUGGAAAAUUGAAAGUGGUGAUGUCAUAGAGUUGAUACCUGGCCGUUACCUAUUUAAGUAUGUUAGCACAGCUCCUAAGGAUGAAACUUCAACAAUCAACAAACAAAAAAGGCCUUUCAGUGAAGAAAGUAUUACUGACAAAGGUCAGAUGCAUGGUAAGAAGAAAGCUCGAGAAGUCUUUCAAGAGGAAGCUUCAGAAAAGAACAUGCUGCACAACAAUGGCCAAGAAACAGAAAGCUCUGUGGAGGCGAUACACCAGUUUAGGGUUCCGAAGCGUAAGUUACCGCUCACAUUCAGAUUAAUGAGAGUGCGUGAGCUUCCAGCAUGGGCAAAUACCGAGGCUGUUUCUAUUAAUGAUGUUAUUCAGGGGAAUGUGCUUGUAGCUAUCCUUUCGAAUUACAUGGUGGAUAUGGAUUGGCUACUUUCUGCAUGUCCAGCUCUUAAACGGAUUCCCAAUGUUCUCGUCAUUCAUGGAGAAGGUGAUGGUGUCAUGGAGCAUAUGAAGAGAAGCAAACCGGCAAAUUGGAUUCUGCACAAACCUUCUUUACCAAUUGCGUAUGGAACACACCAUUCAAAAGCCAUGAUUCUUGUCUAUCCAACAGGAGUGAGAGUUAUUGUACAUACUGCAAACUUGAUCUAUGUUGAUUGGAAUAACAAAAGCCAGGGAUUGUGGAUGCAAGAUUUCCCAUGGAAGGAUCAAAACAAUUUGGGCAAGGAUGGCGGAUUUGAAAAUGAUUUGGUUGAUUAUCUAAGUGUGUUAAAGUGGCCGGAAUUUACUGUUAAUAUACCAGCCUUUGGAAGCUGCAAGAUCAAUUCCUUGUUCUUCAAAAGAUUUGAUUACAGUAGUGCAUCGGUUAGGCUAAUUGCAUCUGUGCCUGGAUAUCAUUCAGGUCCGAGUUUGAAGAAGUGGGGUCAUAUGAAGUUACGUACUAUUCUUCAGGAAUGUACUUUUAGCAAAGAAUUUCAGAAAUCUCCUCUUAUUUACCAGUUCUCCUCCCUAGGUUCUUUGGAUGAGAAAUGGUUGGCGGAGCUCGCCUCUUCAAUGUCGGCUGGAGUUUCAGAAGAUAAAAAACCUCUGGGCAUUGGGGAGCCAUUGAUAGUAUGGCCCAGUGUCGAAGAUGUUAGAUGUUCUUUGGAGGUAAUAUUGAACAAGUCUUCUUCUUGGACUAUUACUGGCAUCACUAACUUGACUAUGGAUGUCAAACAUAAGUUAUAGGCAAAAUACAUAAAUUGCCCCUUUAAGUUGUCCACAACAAUCACAUGAACACCUUAACUUGGCAUAUGACCAGACAAACACUUCUAUUUGACACGUGUGUGUCUCGUGAAUACCCGAGUUCAACAAGCCUCAUGUGUGAGUUACACUCGCGGAUGACAUGUCAAACUGACAAAUUAUCAAAUGACAUGUGUAUUUCUUGAAUAUAUUAUAUUGUAUAUUGAAAAAUACUUGUAAUUCUUUAAUUAAAAAAAGAAGAAGAAGACUCCUUUCUCCCUCCCGGUGAAAAAAAAAAGUUGUAUUUCUUCUCCCUUUUAACACCAUAGACGCUGCAACCCCUUUCCACCACUGUAACACAACCAAAACUACCACAAAAGCUCUAACAUUUAACAAUCAUCUCUCUCAAAUGUUCAAUUUCUCCUUACUCAAUCAUCCCCCCUCUUUUGCAGGCGUAAUCACUGCUUUGUUACAUUAAAAAUCCCUCUUUGCUUUGCUUUUGUUAGUUUACAGAUAUGUAGUGUAGUCUUGUCCCACAUUGGAUGAGGAGUAAUAUCUCC